AUGGAGGUGGAGGCCGCCAGGUGCGAGUGCUGCGGCUUCACGGAGGAGUGCACGCCGGAGUACAUCGCCGCGGUGCGGGCCGAGUACCUCGGCCGCUGGGUCUGCGGCCUCUGCGCCGAGGCGGUGGGCGACGAGGUCCGCCGCGCCGGCGACCGCGCCAUCACCACCGCCGAGGCGCUCGACCGGCACGGCAGGUUCGCGCGCGAGGCGCCGCGGGCGCCAGGGAAAGCCGCGGAGGAGCUCGUGGCCGCCGUCUCGCGCCUGCUCAGGCGCUGCCUCGACUCGCCGCCGGCGUCUCCGGCAGCGCCGCGGGGCCAGAAGGUCGCGGCGGGGACCCGGUGCCCGGACGCGGACGACCCGUGAUUGCCCGGCCGGCUCGCCGGUCGUAGGCGAAGCUGCUAGAAGGCUUGGCUAGUUGGUGGUUGCGUACUGCUAGUGCCAAC
This is a messenger RNA of Lolium rigidum, 443 nucleotides long. RefSeq lists its product as uncharacterized. The transcript has a single exon. The coding region runs from base 1 to 363 and encodes 120 amino acids. The record is from RefSeq and is a predicted model, not a curated record. Lineage: Eukaryota; Viridiplantae; Streptophyta; Magnoliopsida; Poales; Poaceae.